AUGGACUGCUCAGAUUACGAGAAGAAUUUCUUUGAGGAGGGAUUAGAUGAAGAAGAAAGUGUGGUCCUUACAUUAGUUCCAGUUAAUGAAGAAAUUGUUGAAGAGUAUCAAAUGGAACCAGGUAUUUCUUCAACUUCAGAAGCCAACCUGGAGCCACUGAAUACAAACGAUCAGGUUCAUCUUCCUCAAGUGAAUGAACAGUUCAAAGCAUGCCCCAAAUCUAGCUGUAGUAAACCCAUCUUUCCCUUGCCAACCACUUUGCCUCCAGUUAACAAAGUGAGUCGGGACACUUUGCGGAACUGGUGCCAACAACUUAAUUUAAGUACAGAUGGAAAGAAAGUAGAGGUUUAUCUGAGACUUCAGAAACAUGCUUAUCCUGGAAAAAAUCAGUAUGUUCCUCAGUCAUCACAGGAGGCCAGAUUGCAGUCAUGUUCAAGGAAACACAAGAUGGUGACCAAGAGCGCGAGCACUGGGAAAAGUAAGAGGAGUGAGAGGGAGGAAGGGACCAACGUGGUUGAAGUGAUAACUUCAGCUCAGGAAGCUAUGUUGGCAGCAUGGGCAAGGAUCGCCGCACGAGCUGUUCAGUCUAAGGCUGUGAAUUCACGCCCGGUUCCUUCUUCUGUGGAGACCUUUCUGCCACAAGCCGCUGGUGUCAGGUGGUGCGUGGUCCACGGCAGGCCUCUCCUGGCAGACACAGAAGGUUGGGUUCGCCUGCAGUUCCAUGCAGGUCAGGCCUGGGUACCGAACACUCCCAGGAGGAUGAUCUCUCUCUUCCUGCUACCUGCCUGCACUUUCCCAUCCCCACACCUGGAAGAUAAUAUGUUAUGCCCUGAAUGUGCUAAGAGGAAUAAAAAAAUAAUGAAAAGAUUAAGUGCAUUGGGGGAGAAGAAGAAACGCAGUUUGAACACAUCAACAUCAUUCCUCUUAGAUGGGCCAUGUCCUAAUAAAAAAUAAAUGACUACCAGAGGGGAAGGGAUAGAUGGGUGGGCAAAAUGGGUGAAGUGGGGGUAACUGUAUGGUAAUGAUGGUGACAGACUUACCAUGGUCUAUACUUGUAGUGUAUACGAAUAUCAAAUUUACUAUAUGUACAUCUGCAACUAAUAUAAUGUUAUAUGCCAAUUCUACUUCAAUUAGAAAAAAUGUAGAAAUCUAUUGAAAACAACAACAAAAACUACUA
This is a messenger RNA of Vicugna pacos (alpaca), 1177 nucleotides long. The record is from RefSeq and is a predicted model, not a curated record. Lineage: Eukaryota; Metazoa; Chordata; Mammalia; Artiodactyla; Camelidae.